Messenger RNA from Otolemur garnettii (small-eared galago), 1131 nucleotides. It is a transcript of the gene TCERG1L, whose product is annotated as transcription elongation regulator 1 like. Lineage: Eukaryota; Metazoa; Chordata; Mammalia; Primates; Galagidae. Bases 1 to 1131 code for a protein of 376 amino acids. Gene Ontology annotation, cellular component: nucleus. The record is from RefSeq and is a predicted model, not a curated record. The transcript has 11 exons. Gene Ontology annotation, molecular function: transcription coregulator activity; RNA polymerase binding.
AUGGAGACGGUGACAUGGAGUGUGUUGCUGGUGUCCAGGUGCCUCCGCAGUCUUGCUCUGGUGGCUGUCACUCAGGAGGAGCACACUACCCAGAUCCCUGCUUGCUCGGUCUACGGAGGGUGUGGAAGCAUCGUGCACAGGGAUGUGUCCGUUUGGGCCAGUGUGGAGAUGCACGGACAGCGGGCCCAAGUACACAGCACCCUGGGGCAGCUGGACAGACCAGAUAAAAGUAAAGAGCUCUGCAGAGCGCCCUGCCCUCCCACCCUGCUGCUGCGCACAGAGAGGAAGAGCCGGGCUGGAGCCAAGGAGGAUGAGGAGCCCCCGUCGAUGCUCAGGAGAGGAGAGGAUGGCGCAACCAGAGGCAGCAGGCCCGUGGCCUCCACCCCCGUGCCUGGAUCCCCGUGGUGCGUGGUCUGGACGGGAGACGACCGGGUUUUCUUCUUCAACCCCACGAUGCAGCUGUCAGUCUGGGAGAAGCCAACGGACCUGAAGAACCGCGGGGACCUCAACAGGAUCAUCGAGGACCCGCCCCACAAGCGCAAGCUGGAGGCCUCAGCAACCCAUUGCAGCGAUGGGUCCAGUUCUGAAGACAGCAUGGAGGAACAAGACGUGAAAACCAAGCGGAACCGGACUGAAGGCCUUGAGAGUCCAGAGCUGGAGGAGGCAGAGAAAGAGGACAGAGGUGUGAGGACGCCACCUCCACAGACCCUCCUACCCCUGGAGGAGCGGGCAACCCACUUCCGAGACAUGCUCCUGGAGAGAGGGGUGUCAGCGUUUUCCACCUGGGAGAAAGAAUUACAUAAAAUUGUGUUUGACCCACGUUAUCUCCUGCUAAACUCUGAAGAACGAAAACAGAUAUUUGAACAGUUUGUCAAGACCAGAAUAAAAGAAGAAUACAAGGAAAAGAAAAGUAAAUUGCUGCUAGCCAAAGAGGAAUUCAGAAAACUCCUGGAGGAAUCGAAAGUGUCACCCAGGACCACAUUUAAGGAGUUUGCUGAGAAAUAUGGCCGGGAUCAGAGAUUUCGACUUGUUCAAAAAAGGAAAGACCAGGAGCAUUUUUUCAACCAAUUCAUACUUAUUCUUAAGAAACGAGACAAGGAAAACAGGCUGAGGCUGCGGAAAAUGAGAUGA